This is a messenger RNA of Penicillium verhagenii, 771 nucleotides long. It is a transcript of the gene rps1, whose product is annotated as 40S ribosomal protein eS1. Bases 1 to 771 code for a protein of 256 amino acids. Gene Ontology annotation, molecular function: structural constituent of ribosome. The record is from RefSeq and is a predicted model, not a curated record. NCBI's taxonomy places the organism in Eukaryota, Fungi, Ascomycota, Eurotiomycetes, Eurotiales, Aspergillaceae. Gene Ontology annotation, cellular component: cytosol; ribosome. The transcript is spliced from 5 exons. Gene Ontology annotation, biological process: translation.
AUGGCUGUUGGCAAGAACAAGCGCCUUUCCAAGGGUAAGAAGGGUAUCAAGAAGCGCACCGUCGACCCUUUCACACGAAAGGAUGAGUACUCCGUGAAGGCUCCCUCUACCUUCCAGACUCGCGAUGUCGGCAAGACUCUGGUCAACCGCACCAGCGGUCUGAAGAACGCCAACGACUCCCUGAAGGGCCGUAUCUUCGAGGUCUCCCUCGCCGAUCUGCAGAACGAUGAGGACCACGCUUUCCGCAAGGUCAAGCUCCGUGUGGAUGAGAUCCAGGGCAAGAACUGCCUCACCAACUUCCACGGUCUGGACUUCACCACCGACAAGCUGCGCUCCCUGGUUCGCAAGUGGCAGUCUCUCAUUGAGGCUAACGUCACCGUUAAGACCACUGACGACUACCUCAUCCGCUUGUUCGCCAUCGCCUUCACCAAGAGACGCCCUAACCAGAUCAAGAAGACCACUUACGCCCGCUCGUCUCAGAUCCGUGCCAUCCGCAAGAAGAUGACUGAGAUUAUGCAGCGUGAGGCUUCCACCUGCACUCUGUCUCAGCUUACCCACAAGCUCAUUCCCGAGGUCAUUGGCCGCGAGAUUGAGAAGUCCACCCAGGGCAUCUACCCCCUGCAGAAUGUCCACAUUCGCAAGGUUAAGCUGCUCAAGUCCCCCAAGUUCGACCUGGGAGCCCUCCUGGCCCUCCACGGAGAGUCCGCGACUGAUGACAAGGGUCAGAAGGUGGAGCGUGAGUUCAAGGAGCAGGUCCUGCAGACUGUUUAA